GUUCGGAGGCGGGGUCAACCGCGUUUGAGCUCUUCUGAGCAUGGUGUAAUUGUCAGGAGUCGGCUGUCAAGUGAUGAGAGCUCACGGACUGUAAGAUGGAAAAGAGCACUCGGAGAACAGAGCCCCUGCUGUGGCAGGGACAAGACGGCUUCCCAGAGGAUGGAGCUGAAGAUGGGCUCUCUGAGAGCUUCCAGCUUCUGCAGAUGGAUGUGGAGUGCCAGCACCAAGAGGAAGAGGCCUGCCCUGCAAACAAUGCCACAUGGGGCUCGAAAAAUGUGCAGAGAAAACAGAGACACUGGGAAAGGAUAGUCUCCUCGAAGAAGAGCAAAAGGAAGGAGGAAAAAGAAAGAAGAAAAGUCAAGCGUGCAGAACACCCAGGCACCUGCCCCCAACACAGCAAACGUUUUUUGAAAGCCUUAACCAAAGAGAGACUUUUGGAAGCCAAACACUCAGGACCAAGACUCUGUGUUGACUUGAGCAUGACCCACCACAUGUCCAAGAAGGAAUUGAGUAGGCUGGCGGGACAGAUUCGAAGGUUAUAUGGGUCAAACAAAAAAGCCAGCAGGCCCUUUUGGAUCUGCCUCACUGGAUUCUCAACUGACAGUCCCCUCUAUGAAGAGUGUGUGAGGAUGAAUGAUGGAUUUUCUGCAUACUUGCUGGAUGUAACAGAAGAAGACUGCUUUAGUUUAUUUCCUCUGGAAACCCUUGUGUACCUGACUCCCGACUCAGAACACGCCCUGGAAGACAUUGAUCCAAAUACAGUUUACAUCAUUGGUGGACUUGUAGAUGAAAGCAUUCAGAAGAAGUUGACAUUUCAAAAAGCUCGAGACUACUCUGUGAAGACAGCCCGCUUGCCGAUCCAGGAAUACAUGGUCAGGCGUCAGAAUGAGAAAAACUACCAUUCAGAAGUACUGGCCAUCAAUCAAGUGUUUGAUAUCCUGUCCACUUACUUUGAGACUCACAGCUGGCCCGAAGCAUUGAAGAAAGGAGUUUCUCCGGGAAAAGGCUACAUUCUUCGGAAUGCAGUGGAAUGAUGGGCAGUCCGUAGUUCCAGCUGUAGUGCGUAAAGGACCAAAGGUGUCUUGACCCAAGGACAGGGCAAAGGGUGGCAGUGGCACACUUGCCUUUACGUGCCAUCAAGGAUCUUUGAAAGCCUUUAAUGGCAAGGCCCACAUUUUAGGCUUUGGGUCACCUACAAUGCCUGGCUCUCUGGAAAUACCCAAGUAAAACAUAAUAUUGUUUAAAAAAAAAGUAUGUAUUAAGGAAUUGUCAAAGUACAUGGCAUUUUGGAUGCUGCUAAUCCAUGUUUUGUAUAUUUAUCUAUUUGUGAAAGUCUACUUUUAGAGCUGUUUGUCAGAAAUUUUCACUGAACUUCAUAAAUUACUUUUCUCUCA
Messenger RNA from Onychomys torridus (southern grasshopper mouse), 1394 nucleotides. RefSeq names its product tRNA methyltransferase 10B (gene Trmt10b). The record is from RefSeq and is a predicted model, not a curated record. Gene Ontology annotation, cellular component: nucleoplasm; nucleus. Gene Ontology annotation, molecular function: tRNA binding. The coding region runs from base 96 to 1034 and encodes 312 amino acids. NCBI's taxonomy places the organism in Eukaryota, Metazoa, Chordata, Mammalia, Rodentia, Cricetidae. The transcript has 9 exons. Gene Ontology annotation, biological process: tRNA N1-guanine methylation.